CCCCUGGACAUCGUGAUGCUGGGGGCCAAGGGCGACGGAAAGACGGACGCGACGCAGGCGGUGAUGAAGGCGUGGAAGAACGCGUGCGGGGCGACGGGGACGCAGAAGAUCGUGAUCCCGCCGGGCAACUUCCUGGUGGGCGCACUGGAGCUGUCGGGCCCCUGCACCUCCUCCAUCAUCAUCCGGCUGGACGGCAACCUCCUGGGCACCGGCGACCUCACCGCCUACAAGAAGAACUGGAUCGAGGUGAUGCGCGUGGACAACUUCGCCAUCAACGGCCACGGCAUCAUCGACGGCCAGGGCCCCCUCGUGUGGGAGAAGAACCAGUGCAGCAAGCACUACGACUGCAAGAUCCUCCCCAACAGCCUGGUGCUGGACUACGUGAACAACGCGACGAUCCGUGGCAUCACGCUCAAGAACGCAAAGUUCUUCCACCUCAACCUCUUCAACUGCAAGUCGGUGCUGGUGGAGAACGUGGAGAUCACGGCGCCGGGGAACAGCCCCAACACGGACGGCAUCCACAUGGGCGACUCGGAGGACGUGACCAUCAAGGCGACCAACAUCGGCGUCGGCGACGACUGCAUCUCCAUCGGGCCCGGCACCAAGCACGUCAAGAUCCACGGCUCCCGGUGCGGCCCCGGCCACGGGAUCAGCGUGGGCAGCCUGGGGCGGUACAAGGACGAGAAGGACGUGGAGGACAUCCAGGUGACCAACUGCACCAUCAAGGGCGCCACCAACGGGCUCCGGAUCAAGUCGUACGAGGACUCCAAGUCGGCGCUCCGGGCCACCCGCUUCGUGUACGACGACGUGAGGAUGGACAACGUCUCCUACCCCAUCGUCAUCGACCAGAAGUACUGCCCCAACAACAUCUGCGCCAAGGCCCCCGGCGCCUCCAAGGUGGUCGUCGCCGACAUCGUCUUCAAGAACAUCGUCGGGACGUCGGCGACGCCGGAGGCCGUCACGCUCAACUGCGUCAACAACGUGCCCUGCCAGGGCCUCCAGCUCGUCAACGUCAACCUCAAGUACACCGGCACCAACAACAAGACCAUGGCCGUCUGCAAGAACGCCGUCGGCAAGUCCGUCAACGUCGUCAAGGAGCUCGCAUGCCUCUGACUCAAGCCACGCACGCCCGCCCACCCGGAUUCAUUCUUUCUUUUGUUAAUUUGAUUUGAUUAAUUUUGUUUCUUUCUUUUUCGCUUCCUAUUAUCAUACGUUUGUUUUCAGUUUUACUUAAAUCAACUGGUGUAAGCAGCUGACAGUUUACUUGUUAAUGAUAGCAAGUGUCUGUUUUUUCUUAA
Messenger RNA from Triticum dicoccoides, 1298 nucleotides. RefSeq names its product exopolygalacturonase-like. The transcript has 2 exons. NCBI's taxonomy places the organism in Eukaryota, Viridiplantae, Streptophyta, Magnoliopsida, Poales, Poaceae. The record is from RefSeq and is a predicted model, not a curated record. Gene Ontology annotation, molecular function: polygalacturonase activity. Gene Ontology annotation, biological process: carbohydrate metabolic process. The coding region runs from base 16 to 1113 and encodes 365 amino acids.